UGGAGCGCGGGAGCGGCGAGCGGGCGGCCGUCGGGCCUCGCCGCCCAGGGCCGACCCGGUCUCUCCGCCCUCGCUCCGUAGGGCCCGCGAUGGAGCCCGCUGCCUGGGGUCGCGCCCCGCCUUGAGCGCCCCGGCGGAGGGCCAUGCUGCGCCGAGGGCGCCCCCGGGCGCUGGGGGCCGCCGCGCUGCUGCUGCUGCUGCUACUGCUCCUCGUCGCACUCUUGCUGCUCGGAGGGGACCCGGAGAGUGAGCACCGCGCGCGGGCCGAGCGGGCCGGGGACGCGGGAUGCCGCCCCUGGCCGCUCACGCCACGUGUCCCUACAGAUGAGCGGCUGCGGGGAGCCGCCGCCCUCGAGGGGGACCCGCCGGCUGGCCGCGGGGGCCACAACCGCUCUGGCUGCGUCCUGCAGCCGCCGCUGCCGCCCAAGUGCGAGCUCCUGCACGUGGCCAUCGUGUGUGCCGGACAUAACUCCAGCCGGGAGGUCAUCACCCUGGUCAAAUCCAUGCUCUUCUACAGGAAAAAUCCGCUGCACCUGCACCUGGUGACCGAUGCCGUGGCCAAGAACAUCCUGGAGACGCUCUUCCACACGUGGAUGGUGCCUGCUGUCCGGGUCAGCUUCUAUGACGCCGAGGCGCUGAAGCCCCAGGUCUCCUGGAUCCCCAACAAGCACUAUUCUGGUCUCUAUGGGCUGAUGAAACUGGUGCUGCCCGCUGUGCUGCCCCCCGACCUGGCCCGCGUCAUUGUCCUGGACACCGACGUCACCUUCGCCUCUGACAUCGCGGAGCUCUGGGCGCUUUUUGCUCACUUUUCUGACAAGCAGCUCAUCGGGCUCGUGGAGAACCAGAGCGACUGGUACCUGGGGAACCUCUGGAGGAACCACAGGCCCUGGCCUGCCUUGGGCCGGGGAUUUAACACAGGUGUGAUCCUGCUGUGGCUGGGCCGGCUGCAGCAGGCUGGCUGGGAGCACAUGUGGAAGCUGACGGCUAAGCGGGAGCUCCUGACCCUGCCCGCCACCUCACUGGCCGACCAGGACAUCUUCAACGCCGUCAUCAAGGAGCACCCAGAGCUGGUGCAGCCGCUACCCUGCGUCUGGAAUGUGCAGCUGUCGGACCACACGCUGGCCGAGCGCUGCUACUCAGAGGCCUCGGACCUCAAGGUGAUCCACUGGAAUUCGCCGAAGAAGCUGCGGGUGAAGAACAAGCACGCGGAAUUCUUCCGCAACUUCCACUUGACCUUCCUGGAGUACGAUGGCAACCUCCUGCGGAGAGAGCUCUUCGGAUGUCCCAGCCAGCCCCCAGCCGGGGCUGAGCAGUUGCAGCAGGCCCUGGCGCAGCUCGAUGAGGAAGACGCCUGCUUUGAGUUCCGCCAGCAGCGGCUCACCGUGCACCGUGUGCACCUGACCUUCCUGCCCCACAAGCCACCGCCUCCUCGGCCUCACGAUGUCACCCUGGUAGCCCAGCUCUCCAUGGACCGGCUGCAGAUGCUGGAAGCGCUGUGCAGGCACUGGCCGGGCCCCAUGAGCCUGGCCUUGUACCUGACAGAUGCAGAGGCCCAGCAGUUCCUGCGCUUCGUCGAGGCCUCGCCGGUGCUCUCGGCCCGGCAGGACGUGGCCUACCACGUGGUGUACCGCGAGGGUCCCCUCUACCCUGUCAACCAGCUCCGCAACGUGGCCUUGGCCCAGGCCCUGACGCCUUACGUCUUCCUCAGCGACAUUGACUUCCUGCCUGCCUACUCUCUCUACGACUACCUCAGGGCCUCCAUCGAGCAGCUGGAGCUGGGCGGCCGGCGGAAGGCGGCCCUGGUGGUGCCCGCGUUCGAGACACCGCACUACCGCUUCAGCUUCCCCACUUCCAAGGCGGAGCUGCUGGCUUUGCUGGACUCCGGUUCCCUCCACACCUUCAGGUACCACGAGUGGCCGCAGGGUCACGCGCCCACAGACUAUGCCCGCUGGCGGGAGGCCCGGGAGCCGUACCGCGUGCAGUGGGCAGCCGACUACGAGCCCUACGUGGUGGUGCCGCGUGACUGUCCCCGGUACGACCCUCGCUUUGUGGGCUUCGGCUGGAACAAGGUGGCCCAUGUUGUGGAGCUAGAUGCACAGGAACAUGAGCUCCUGGUGCUGCCCCAGGCCUUCAUCAUCCACCUGCCGCACGCUCCGAGCCUUGACCUCUCGCGAUUCCGCUCCAGCCCCACCUACCGCGCCUGCCUCCGGGCCCUCAAGGAGGAGUUCCACCAGGACCUGUCUCGCCACUACGGGGCUGCCGCCCUGAAGUACCUCACUGCCCUGCAGCAGCCGCGGAGCCCGGCCUGAGCCUGGAGGCUGCGCCCUGGCCUCGGCUCCCGCCCGCUCUCCCCGCAGACACUGGAGCAGCCUUCCUGUGCCCACCCUCCUGCCUGCCCUCGUGCUAUUUAAAUUAUUUAAGGUCUCUUUGGGCUGGGUCCUGGGGUCCUCUGCUUGCUGCUAACCUACGGCGGGACCCCUCCUCCUCCUCUUCCUCAAUGGUACGUCCAGUUUUCGUCAUUAAAAGGUUUUUUUAAAAACGUGCUUUUCCACCUGGUCGUGGGGCAGGAGGGCGUCAGGGAGCGGGGAGGGGCCCUGGCCCGAGUGCGUCUUGCCCACCACCCUCCCGUGCCCCAGACCCAACACCAUGAGGCUCAGAGACUUUAUUUGGCUUUAUUUAGUAAAAUGUUAAAAUAAAUAAAUAC
This is a messenger RNA of Lepus europaeus (European hare), 2704 nucleotides long. It is a transcript of the gene LARGE2, whose product is annotated as LARGE xylosyl- and glucuronyltransferase 2. Gene Ontology annotation, biological process: protein O-linked glycosylation via mannose. NCBI's taxonomy places the organism in Eukaryota, Metazoa, Chordata, Mammalia, Lagomorpha, Leporidae. The record is from RefSeq and is a predicted model, not a curated record. Gene Ontology annotation, molecular function: xylosyltransferase activity; glucuronosyltransferase activity. Bases 144 to 2309 code for a protein of 721 amino acids. The transcript has 13 exons.